Messenger RNA from Sphaeramia orbicularis (orbiculate cardinalfish), 2267 nucleotides. RefSeq names its product cryptochrome circadian regulator 3a (gene cry3a). The record is from RefSeq and is a predicted model, not a curated record. Bases 178 to 2139 code for a protein of 653 amino acids. Gene Ontology annotation, biological process: entrainment of circadian clock by photoperiod; circadian regulation of gene expression; negative regulation of DNA-templated transcription. The transcript has 15 exons. Gene Ontology annotation, cellular component: cytoplasm; nucleus. NCBI's taxonomy places the organism in Eukaryota, Metazoa, Chordata, Actinopteri, Kurtiformes, Apogonidae. Gene Ontology annotation, molecular function: DNA binding; FAD binding.
CUCCAACUGUUAUGAAACACAGACGCGCAGCAGAAGCUCAAUCCGGUUCAGAGCUCACACACCCGGACCGGACCCGGACCCGGACCCACCAGCGGAUCCAGCGCCUCCCCGGCCCCGAAGACAUGCGCGUGUCCGUGGGUCCGACAUAGAGGACACCGGGGUCCGCUCCAGAAUAAAAUGGCUCCAAAUUCCAUCCACUGGUUCCGGAAGGGCCUCCGUCUCCAUGACAACCCAGCCCUGCGGGAGGCGGUCCGGGGGGCGGGCACAGUGCGCUGUGUUUACUUCCUGGACCCGUGGUUCGCAGGAUCCUCCAACGUCGGGGUCAACAGGUGGAGGUUCCUCCUCCAGUGUCUGGAAGACCUGGACGCCAACCUGCGCAAGCUCAACUCUCGGCUCUUCGUCAUCAGAGGUCAACCGGCCAACGUGUUCCCUCGGCUCUUUAAGGAAUGGAAGAUCUCUCGGCUGACCUUCGAGUACGACUCGGAGCCUUUCGGGAAGGAGAGGGAUGCCGCCAUCAAGAAACUGGCCAUGGAGGCCGGAGUGGAGGUCAUCGUCAAGAUAUCGCACACCCUCUACGAUCUGGACAAGAUCAUCGAGCUGAACGGCGGUCAGCCUCCUCUCACCUAUAAGCGGUUCCAGACCCUCAUCAGUCGUCUGGAUCCUCCAGAGUUGCCCGUGGAGACGCUGUCCGACGCCCUGAUGGGACGCUGCGUCACCCCCGUCUCCGAGGACCACGGGGACAAGUACGGGGUUCCGUCUCUGGAGGAACUGGGUUUCGACACUGAGGGUCUGCCGUCAGCCGUGUGGCCCGGUGGAGAGACGGAGGCUCUGACCAGGAUAGAGCGCCAUCUGGAGAGGAAGGCGUGGGUGGCCAACUUCGAGCGUCCCAGGAUGAACGCCAACUCCCUGCUGGCCAGUCCGACCGGCCUGAGUCCGUACCUGCGCUUCGGAUGCCUCUCCUGCCGCCUCUUCUACUUCAAACUCACCGACCUCUACCGCAAGGUAAAGAAGAACAGUUCUCCUCCGCUGUCGCUCUACGGUCAGUUACUUUGGCGGGAGUUCUUCUACACCGCUGCCACCAACAACCCCCGCUUCGAUAAGAUGGAGGGGAACCCCAUCUGCGUCCGGAUCCCCUGGGACAAAAACCCCGAAGCUCUGGCCAAGUGGGCCGAGGCCAAGACCGGAUUCCCCUGGAUCGACGCCAUUAUGACCCAGCUGAGGCAGGAGGGCUGGAUCCACCACCUGGCCCGGCACGCCGUGGCCUGUUUCCUGACCAGAGGAGACCUGUGGAUCAGCUGGGAGGAGGGCAUGAAGGUGUUCGAGGAGCUGCUCCUGGAUGCAGACUGGUCUGUGAAUGCAGGCAGCUGGAUGUGGCUGUCCUGCAGCUCCUUCUUCCAGCAGUUCUUCCACUGCUACUGCCCCGUGGGCUUCGGCCGACGCACCGACCCCAACGGGGACUUCAUCAGACGAUAUUUACCUAUCCUCCGAGGUUUCCCCGCUAAGUUCAUCUACGACCCCUGGAACGCUCCUGAGUCCGUGCAGGCCGCCGCCAAGUGCAUCAUCGGCGUCCACUACCCGAAGCCCAUGGUCCACCACGCCGAGGCCAGCCGGCUCAACAUCGAGAGGAUGAAGCAGAUCUACCAGCAGCUGAGCCGAUACCGAGGACUGGGUCUGUUGGCGUCGGUACCGUCAACCAACGGCAAUGGCAACGGAGGAAUGAUGGCGUAUUCCCCUGGAGAGCAGCAACCGGGAACCAACAGCAACUCGCACUUGCCUGCAGUGUCAGGUGGCUCCGUUGCUACAGGCAACGGCAGCGGGAGCAUCCUCCUAAACUUCGACAGCGAAGAACAGACUGGGCCGAACGGCAUCAGGCAACAGCAACAACGACUGGUGCAGCUGCCUCAACAGCAACAGCAACAGCAUGGAUACCACUCAGUGCCAGACACCAGCCAGACCAUCAGCAGCAGCAGACUGUACCAUGAGUUCGCUGUGCCUCAACACCCAGGACUCCUCCUCCACAGCAGAGGCAGCGUCACCGGGAAACGGGAACGCGAGUCAGAACGCGAAGGAUUGGGAGAUGAAGAACCGACAUCCUGCACAGUCCACAAGAUGCAGCGGCAGAGUACGGAGACGACCUAAACGCCGCCGCCGCCGCUCAGCGAGCAGAGGAAACCCUGACGUCUCCACCCGUCCUCCCACCACGCAUCAGCAGACCACCCCUCCACACUCCCACCCAACCCAGUUCUGUUCGGUUUGGUUCUGUUCUG